AUGGAGCUGGGUACGCAUGGGGUGGCCGGGUACCUAUACCCCGUGGACUUCGAUAGCUGGGCCAAUGUAUACGGAGCCCGGGGCUGGUCCUACAAUGAGAUAUUACCCUAUUUUCUAAGGUCUGAAAAUAAUACCGACCCCAUGAUUGUGGCCCAAAACGCCGGCUUUCACUCGACCACUGGCCGUAUGCUACACGUGACAAUGGCUGCGAAUACGAGUACUACCGGCGCCUCCAACUCCAAGUUCCCGCUAAACAUAUGCACCGAUGAGGUGGUGAUCAGCGGUAUUAGCGGUCGGUUCCCGGAGUCCGACUCAAUGGACGAGUUUCGCGAUAAUCUCUACAAUAAUGUCGAUAUGAUUAGCGGCGAUGAUAGGCGAUGGCCUACAGACCUAUACGGUAUGAGUCCACGUAUGGGUAAACUGAAAGAGUUGGACAAAUUGGACACAAGUUUUUUCGGUAUCGUUCCCAAAGUGGCCGAUGAGGUGGACCCGGCCGGGCGUAUACUACUGGAGACUACCUAUGAGGCCAUAUGCGAUGCCGGCAUAAAUCCACAAACAUUACGGGGCAGUAAUACCGGUGUAUACGUUGGCUAUACAUCCGUUACUAUGCCGGACGGUGUGCCCCAAGAGGUUCAGGAGGACAUACAGGCGUCCAAAACGGAGUCCCUGUUUUGGUUUCAGGGCAGUAGUAAAGCCUUUUACGCCAAUCGCCUGUCCUUUAUGUUUGACUUUCACGGGCCCAGUAUGUCGAUAGACGUGGCCUGCGCUGCCUCUAUGGUGGCCCUGGAUAUUGCCGUAACAGAUAUAAGGCUUGGAAAAUGUGACCAGGCUAUUGUAGCCGGAGUGGCAGUUAACCUGAAUCCGUUCACAAAUCAUAUUUAUCAAGUUAAUGGUAUAGGAUCUAAAGAGGGUAUGUCGCGCGUAUGGGACCAGGAUGCAAACGGUUACGUACGCGGCGAAACGGUAGCUUCAUUAUUUUUACAAAAAGCACCAGGUGCAAAACGCAUAUACGCCACCGUGCUACAUUCGCGUACAAACAUCGAUGGCUAUAAACAAGCAGGCAUGUUUUUCCCGUCAUCCGAGAGUCAGUACGACUUAAUGGUUACCACCUAUCGGGAGGCGGGUGUUAACCCCCACGACGUCAACUACUUUGAAGCUCACGGCACCGGUACUAAGGUCGGUGACCCCCAGGAGGCCAAAGCUAUUUUAGACGCCUAUUGCAAGGAUAGGACCACCAGUUUACCAGUAGGCCUAUUGAAAAGUAGCAUAGGUCAUGGUGAGGGUGCUUCCGGAGUGGCAUCCCUGGCCAAGUUGCUCAUUGUGUACGAGAAUAAACGUAUCCCGGCUAAUUUGAAUAUGAAAACGCUCAAGUCCGAUAUCGCCACUAUGUGCCCGCCAUUGGUACCUGUGACUCAAAAUAGAGACUAUGAGCCUGGUGUCAACUCGUUUGGAAUCGGUGGUGUCAACUGUCACUCGCUGAUGAAGCCCGGGGGUCGGCAGCCCUCACCGGACAACCACCUCAUAUGCGACCCAAUCCCUCGGUUGGUGACCGUAUGCGGCCGUACAGAGGAGGCCGUCCAACACGUCUACCAAUUCAUCGAACAAAACCCGCACCGAAUCACACGUGACUUUCUGGGACUACUCGGCCACACUGUCAACCCUACCCAAGCCAUAUACUCAGCGGGCUUUCCAUACCGGGGCUCUAUGUUAAUCAAAAAUGGCGGUGCCAAUGGUGGUUUAUCGUACAGUAGACAAGUGACCAAGCUCGAAAAUCAGAAGCACCGGCCUAUUUGCUACUUUUUCUCGGGUAUGGGCAGUCAGUGGACGGCUAUGGCUAAGAGUCUGAUGGAUAUUCAGGUGUUCGCGGAGUCCAUACACUCGGCGGCGGAUAUAUUGAAACCGUUUUCCAUAGACUUGUUGUAUGUGUUGCUGAGCGACGACCCCAAGGCGUUGGACGAAAAGAUUCACCAUUUCGUGGCCAUCACGUCGAUGCAGGUGGCUUUAGUGGACGUAUUUACAGCCCUCGGUAUAACCCCUGAUCACGUGAUCGGCCAUUCAUUCGGUGAGAUCGCCUGUGGCUAUGCGGACGGGUGUCUCACACGGGAACAGGCGGUCAUCACGUCGUACUGGAGGGGGAAAGCAAUCAAAGACGCCAACGUAGCCCACGGUAUGAUGGCUGCCGUAGGCCUAACCUGGGAGCAGACCAAAGCCCGGUGCCCUCCGGGGGUAUACACGGCGUGCCAUAACUCACAGGACUCGGUCACCAUAUCCGGCGCCUAUAAGGACGUGGAGAAGUGUGUUGAGGCACUGGUAGCCGAGAAUAUAUUCGCCCGGGAGGUCCAGUGCGCAAACAUACCGUUCCACUCACCCUUACUUGAACCGGCUACAAAAGGUAUGACGGAUGCCCUGACACGAGUGCUAACUAACCCGAAACCGCGUUCAUCAAAAUGGAUCUCGACGUCUGUGCCCCGGGAGGGUUGGGACAGCCAGUCAGCAAAAUAUGCAUCGGCGGAGUACUUCGUGAACAACCUAAUAUCUCCUGUACUGUUCCACGACUCCAGUUCCCUCAUACCUGCCGAUGCAAUAAUAAUUGAGCUAGCACCACACGCCCUAUUCUCAGCUAUUUUCAAACGCUCAAAUAGACAUGAAUAUUAA
Molecule: messenger RNA, 2655 nt
Organism: Oppiella nova
Lineage: Eukaryota; Metazoa; Arthropoda; Arachnida; Sarcoptiformes; Oppiidae
Source: the annotation of a GenBank genome assembly